UGUUUUUUUUUCCCCCCGAGCGUCGUAAUAAAUUGAAAGUGCGCGUUGGUCCAUGUUUCAGUCGGCGUCAACAUGGCUCCGAUCAAGGACUUGAACCUGUCGUAUGAGGCGCUGAACGAGCGCGGCACCUUCUCGGCGGGCGACACGCUCGCCGGCACGCUCAGUUUCACUUUGACCAAAGAGACCAAAAUCAAGAGCCUGUUCGUGAAAGCGAAGGGGGAGGCGCGCGUGCACUGGACCGAAGGAAGCGGAGACGACGAGACGUCGUACAGUGCGCACCGGAGAUAUUUCAAGCUCAAAGAGCUUCUGAUUGAGGAAAACGCAAAAGGCACCGUGCUUUCCCAAGGGAUCCACCGGUUUAAGUUCAGGUUUAAGAUCCCUGAAGGGCACCUGCCGCCGUCUUUCCGUGGGCUUCAUGGAUGGAUUGCCUACACACUUGAAGCAAAGGUGUCCAGGAGCUGGCGAUGGCCCUCCAGAGUAAAGCAAGAGAUCGAUUUUGUUUCAAAGUCCAUUCCACAACAUGACAACGUGAUGUGUCCACAAUCUGGUUCAGUGAGUAAAGAGACGGGCGUUUUCUCCAAAGGACAAAUCCAACUUUCUGCUACUGUUGACAGGAGAUUUUGUUCUCCAGGUGAUACGUUAUCUGCCGUCGCCAAAAUCUGUAACUCCUCCUCCAAAACGAUGAGGCCCAAAUUCAACCUGCAGCAGGUGACGGUGUACCGGGCCGGCAGCGCCACCAACUCUUCUACCAAAAGUCUAUGCAAAGCUGUCGGGGAAACUAUCGCGUCGAACUCGGAGGAAAGCGUCUCCUGCCAGCUGCAGCUUCCUGUCGAUGCCGUCCACACCCUCUAUAGCUGUGAAAUCAUCUCCAUUGACUACUACCUCAAGGUGUAUUUGGACAUCAGUUUUGCCAUCGACCCAGAAGUGGUCUUUCCGCUCAUCGUCAUUCCGUCGUACCUUCUGAGGCCCCCGUAUCCCGGAGGGGCCGCCGGGGGCCCGAGUUGCAGUGACUUCCCUGCUGAACCUUACCCUGCACACGGGGGUCCCGGGGCUUAUGGAUACCAAGCACCAGGGAUUUACCCACAGAUGGACAGCGGUGGCCGUAGCAGUCAGUGGCCACAGCAGGCUAAUCCCAACAGCUUUCCGCCCGCAGCUUUCACACCGCCUUCACUCCUGGGUCCGUCCUCUGCUGCUCCACCUCCGUUUCAGCAGGGAGGAGAACCUCCAUCUUAUACAUCCCUUUUCCCCCAUUCUUGAUAAAAUCUCACCAGCAGCAGAUCAUACGAUAGAAGCUGAGUGUAAGUGCCUGAUUGCUGUGCAGUUUGAGCUACAAUAUUUAUACCAAAGUAAACAUUCUCUGUUUACAAAUAAAUAAAUCUCACAUAUGAUUUUAAUCAACUUGUUUGUGUAUUCACAAGACUGUUGUGUGUCCUGUGACUGAACUAGUUUUCAUAUAUCGUUUAUGCAAACUUGACCAUGGUGGCAACCAGAGGAUACUGUUUUGAAUGUAUUGUAAAACACAAUAAAAGCACAAAUACUGUA
Betta splendens (Siamese fighting fish) is the source of this 1542-nucleotide messenger RNA. RefSeq names its product arrestin domain-containing protein 3-like. The record is from RefSeq and is a predicted model, not a curated record. Gene Ontology annotation, biological process: protein transport. Bases 73 to 1257 code for a protein of 394 amino acids. Gene Ontology annotation, cellular component: cytoplasm; plasma membrane. The transcript has 6 exons. Lineage: Eukaryota; Metazoa; Chordata; Actinopteri; Anabantiformes; Osphronemidae.